AGUUCAAAUAAUGGAAGAGAUAAAGAACCCAUCAGGGACUUCACUUUUGGUACCAUCAGUUCAAGAAUUGACUAAACAAAACUUGUCUACGGUUCCACAAAGAUACAUUCAGCCUCAACAGCAUGAAGACAUGGUGCUCUUCUCUCAAGAUAAUAGUAUCCUUGAGAUUCCAGUUAUUGACAUGCAAAGCUUGCUUUCUCUAGAAUAUGGGAGUUCAGAAUUGAAUAAGCUUCACCUUGCUUGCAAAGAAUGGGGUUUCUUUCAGCUGGUGAAUCAUGGUGUUAACUCUUCCUUGGUGGAGAAAGUGAAGUUGGGGAUUGAGGAUUUCUUCAACCUUCCAAUGUCAGAGAAGAGAAAGUUUUGGCAGAGUCCGCAACAUAUGGAGGGGUUUGGACAAGCAUUUGUUAUGAGUGAAGACCAAAAACUUGACUGGGCUGACCUUUUUUACAUGACCACCCUUCCCAAAAGCUCCAGAAUGCGCCACUUAUUUCCACAACUCCCUCUUCCGUUCAGGGACACCCUAGAGCUUUACUCACAGGAGAUGAAAGAUCUAGCCAUGGUUUUAAUUUUCCACAUGGGAAAGGCUUUGAAGAUGGAAGAAAAGGAAAUGAGAGAAUUAUUUGAAGAUGGGUUACAAUUGAUGAGGAUGAAUUAUUACCCACCAUGUCCACAACCAGAAAAGGUUAUUGGCCUCACUCCCCAUUCAGAUGGAAUAGGACUCACUAUUCUCCUACAAGCCAAUGAAGUUGAUGGACUCCAAAUAAGAAAAGAUGAUGUUUGGAUUCCAGUGAAACCCUUACCUAAUGCCUUCAUUGUCAAUGUUGGAGACAUAUUGGAGAUUAUAACGAAUGGAAUAUACCGAAGUAUUGAACAUCGAGCAACAGUAAAUUCUGAAAAAGAAAGACUUUCAAUUGCAACAUUCUAUAGCCCAAAUCAAGAUGGAAUGAUGGGUCCUGCGACAAGUUUGAUCACUGAACAAACACCUGCACAAUUCAAAAGAAUUGGAGUAAAGGAGUACUUUAAGUGUCUUUUUUCUCGUAAACUUGAGGGAAAGUCUUACGUAGACGCCAUGAGAAUUGAGCAUGAUCACCCUUGA
Molecule: messenger RNA, 1096 nt
Organism: Abrus precatorius (Indian licorice)
Lineage: Eukaryota; Viridiplantae; Streptophyta; Magnoliopsida; Fabales; Fabaceae
Product: protein SRG1-like
Exons: 4
Coding region: 11-1096 (361 amino acids)
Source: RefSeq, a predicted model, not a curated record